UUAUUCCUGACUCCCACGAUAUUACAUAGUAGCGUAGGUGAAGCCGAACAGCUCAUAGUCCAUGCAAGGUCCCUGCCAGCCCAGUCCAUAAUUUCAAUAUAAAACGCGACUGAACCUCGGAGCCAACUUACUAGGCUGACUCGAAGGGGCGCAAAACUCAAGCAAAACUGACUGGUUACGAUUCUAGUUCACACUGCGACUGUCAUCCUUGGGACAUUCCCACCCUUCAACGUAUUCAUCACAUACCAUACAGUAAACAUGGUCAGAGGACGCAAGAGAGAUUUGACCGCUGCCCCUACACGACAGCUUACACAGCAACGCGAUUACCGCGCGCGCAAAGCCCGAUAUCUUACCGAACUCGAACAACGAUGUCUAAAGGCCGAAGAUGAAAAUGUGCGAUUACGACGAGAGCUAGAACUAGCUCGAGCUGCCAUACCCUUUGGCUCGCCACAGGAAGUUGUACAAGUAUCAUCCGACCUACUGCGUGACCUACUAAACGCCUCUGCAUCGAUCGCACGCUUCCAACAGAUCACUGCACCUCGUGCGUCGGUUCCUCUCGAUGUCAAUUCCUUCCAUCAUCAGCAACCAUCAAUAUCCUCAUAUUCACAACCACCCGCAGGUCCUAGCAACCUUCGCCAUUCCGAGUCAUCUUCCCCUCGUCAAGCAUCCUCACAGCCAAUAACAAUUCUGCCCUCACAUGUUCUUGCUCUUCAAGAAUUCCGAGCCCGCCCGUCACCUCCAAAUCGGAUACUGUCUCCUAUCGAUAAACGACGGAUGGAUCGAACUCCUGCGUCCUCGUCGGCCAGUUCGCAGGCCAGAGCAACGAGCCCAUCGCCAAGCCUCGGUUCUGAGGAGUGCUGCGGGGGGUAUAUUGAUUGCACUCAACUAAUAGAAGAAAAUGAGGGAGAAGAUGAAGAUGAAGAGGGAGAAGGAGAAGGAGACGAAGAUUUUGGAAUUUAUCAUCUCACGCAUACAUCGAAACUUCGUUUCAGUCAAGGCGACUUUCGAAAAGAUGCUGAACGCUAAACCCUUGGAACAGCAGUCAGAAAUUUGUAUGGUGUAGCUGUUCUACGUCCACUGCUGCAUUUAAUCUGUCCCUGCAAGUUACAAUAUU
Suillus discolor is the source of this 1114-nucleotide messenger RNA. RefSeq lists its product as uncharacterized. Lineage: Eukaryota; Fungi; Basidiomycota; Agaricomycetes; Boletales; Suillaceae. The coding region runs from base 259 to 1026 and encodes 255 amino acids. The transcript is spliced from 3 exons. The record is from RefSeq and is a predicted model, not a curated record.